Messenger RNA from Coffea arabica (coffee), 3590 nucleotides. NCBI's taxonomy places the organism in Eukaryota, Viridiplantae, Streptophyta, Magnoliopsida, Gentianales, Rubiaceae. The record is from RefSeq and is a predicted model, not a curated record.
AAUGACAACAAUUUUGGAGCCUAAGCAUGACGAGUUGUACAUUUAGCACAGAAAGUUGUACAUGUUUUUUGAAGGGAAAAUAUUUCAAGGAAAAUUAACAUGCAUAAUUUUCUACGUUCGCUCCAGUCAACUAGACUUCUGGAACUUAGCUCCAUAGCUAUUAUCAGAUCAAAAAUAUUGUCUUCAAAUCAUAGAUACUGCUCAAUUACCAUAAAUGGCCCAGUUGGCAGCAAGGAUGAUGAGGAUGCCUACGUUUCCAUACUACGAAAGUGCAUUGAUGCCUCAAAUUUGAGAAAUGCAAAGGCAAUCCAUGCAAAAAUCUUCAAAGGGGAUAUUUGUGGUUCCUCGUGGCUCUUUCUGGGCAACCAUCUGAUCAAUGCGUUUGCAAAAUGUGGUGAAACUUGUGAUGCUCUUCAACUGUUUGAUGAAAUGCCCCAGAAGAAUGUGGUUUCUUGGACAGCCCUCAUUGCAGGCUUUGAGCAAAAGGGUUUGUCUGCGGAGUCUUUUUCUCUCUUUAAGCAAAUGGGUGCGAGUGGAAUGAGGGCGAAUGAGUUUACCUUGGUCAGUGCUCUCCAUGCCUGCAGUGCUGCGGAUUUUCUGGGUGUAGUACAUGUUUAUCAAGUUUAUGGUUUGAUAAUCAGGCUUGGAUUCGAGUCUAAUGUUCACUUACUGAAUGCUUUUUUGGUGGCAUUGAUGAGGCAUCGCAGAUUGAGUGAAGCUUUCGAGGUGUUUGAGGAGAGUCAUCAUAGGGACAUUGUCAGUUGGAAUACUAUAAUAGGUGGUUACUUGCAGCUUUCUUGCAGGGAAAUUCCGGGUUUUUGGGUUAGAAUGAUUUCAGAAGGCAUAGUUCCGGAUGGAUUUACCUUUGCCAGUGUACUAACAGGGUUGGCUGAGCUAUUGGAUUUUGAAAUGGGAGUUCAAGUACAUGGGAAGCUUGUGAAGUCUGGUCAUGGAAGUGAGAUGUGUGUUGGGAAUGCCUUGGUUGAUAUGUACCUAAAAAAUCGGAAAUUGGUUGAGGGCUUUAAAGCAUUUGAGGAGAUUCCUUUACUUGAUGUGUCCUCUUGGACUCAGAUGGCUAUAGGUUGUUUAAACUGUGGGGAGCCUAAUGUGGCACUUAAGGUUAUCGGAGAAAUGAGGAGGAAGGGUGUCAAGCCAAAUAAGUUUACUCUUGCAACAGCAUUCAAUGUGUGCGCCAAUUUAACAUCGUUGGAGGAGGGUGAAAAAAUUCAUGGCCUGAGGAUUAAACUUGGGCAUGACGUGGAUGUAUGCGUAGAAAAUGCUUUACUUGAUAUGUAUGCAAAAUGUGGAUGCAUGAGUAGUGCACUUAAGGUUUUCCGAUCAAUGGAUGAAUGGUCAGUUGUCUCAUGGACAACUAUGGUUAUGGGGUUUGCACAGAAUGGCUGUGCUAAAGAAGCUCUUGAAAUUUUUGAUGAGAUGAGGCUGAAAAGAGUGGAGCCUAACUGCAUUACUUUUAUAUGUGCACUUUAUGCAUGUAGCCAAGGAGGAUUUGUUAACGAGGGAUGGAGUUAUUUCUCUUCAAUGAGCUCUCAGUAUGGUAUUGACCCUGGAGAAGAUCACUAUGCCUGUAUGGUAAGCCUUCUUGGCCGAUCAGGGUGUAUUAAAGAAGCUGAAGAGUUGAUCCAUGGCAUGCCAUUCAAACCAAGUCUGCUGAUUUGGCAAACAUUGCUUGGUGCUUGUCGGCUUCAUGGGGAUAAUGAAACUGCAAAACGUGCAGCAGAACAUGCAUUGCAUCUUGAUAAAACUGAUCCUUCAGCUUAUGUACUGUUAUCUAAUACAUUUGCCAGUUCAAAUAACUGGGACAGUGUUGGAAUAUUGAGAGAAGUAAUGGAAAGUCAGGAUGUGAAGAAAAUGCCUGGGUCCAGUUGGAUUGAACUAGACAGAAAUGAGUCAGUAACUAAAAGUCAUAGGGUAUCAAUAUGAGAAGAAAUUGGGAGAAAAGAACAUAUAGCAGCAGAAUGAGAUUUCUGUCCAUCAUCAGCAUCAGAAUGAAAGUUCUACUCUUCAUCUAUUUGAAGAAUUAAGAGAUCAGAGGUUUGUUAGGACACUUUCUAUAUGGUAUAACCAUAUCGAAGGAUAAGUGGCAGCAAUAGCCUUUUUUCCCAGGAGGUUUAAGAGUAUUGCAAGUUUGAAAAGCCAAAUGUAGUUCCGCUAUGUUUGCAAGUAACAGUCAAGGUUGGUAAUUCAGGAGAAAGGAAAGGUACACCAUCUACAUGUUUGUAAGUGGGGUGGAGGAAUAAGUAUCAACUAUGGUGCAUCCAUGUCACUAGAAAGUAUGAGUUGAUUGGAAUUGAAUGGAGAUGACUCGCUGCCUUGAGCUCCUGGAAAUCCAUAUGGAAAGUAGUGAUUAAUAAGUAUGCCAUGCCAGGUGCUAAAUUUGACAUUCUAUAAUGGUUUGUGGAAACUUGAGGAACUGUUGGGUCACCAUUAGGCAUCAUCUGGUGUAGUCUUGAAGAGUUGUUGUUGUCCAGCAUAGUCUCUUGGGUUAUUGUCAUGCAUGAAAAUUCUGCCUUUCAAUAAGUAGCAAUAUUUAGGUAUUUGGGUCUAGUACUUCAACUCUACUUCUAAAUUUGAUUACAAGUCGUGUCAAUUGGAUGCAAGAGCUUCAGAUACCAAACAAACCCUAUGUGAGGAAUACAACUCCUGAGUUUCUCCAUCAUUUUGAAGGGCAGUUGGCUUUUAGCCAUCUGUUGCAGCUAGGUCAUUACCUAAGAAUUGCUUCUUGAUAUUGCUCCAACUGCUAAUUUCUUGCCAUAGUCACAGGAUAAAUGAGACCAGAUGGACUUUGAGUAAAAAUGGUAAAGUGCCAGUACGUGGUGCCUUUGAGAACUUAAGAUAUAUGGCUGGUUUUUUUUUUUUUUUCUAUGGCUCACUCUGGUGUCAUAGAAUUAUAGAAUUCUCAGAUGCUCCUUUAUACUCCAGUUGGUUUUCCAUGGGCCAUGGCAAAUGCUUUUCCAAAGAAUCUGAGGUUUACCUUCUAUUCUUUUGGCAUUUGCACUUCUCCUGUGGUUUAUGGAAGCAUGGGUCAACUUUAUUUGGUUGUUAGAGAGCUGAAUCAUGAAGUACCUUGGUAUGGAUGGAGCAGUGGGAGAUGAAGCGCUUUCGCAAUGAAAUCAAUCACAAGAAGGCCAUUGGAGAAUCGACCUGUGGGCUUAUGGAAGUAUGUCAUACCAUAAGGCAAACUGGAAAUGUUGAAAACAGAAGGUACACCAACCUGACGAAUCCGGUUACCUGUAUCUGCAAGUGAAUCACCGAACUGGUAAAUGUAAUCAAAGCGACAUGUGGUUUCUUCGGCAGCAAAAGCCAUACAAAACAGGGAUAAAGCUACGAGAAAUGAGAAAUUUGUUGACGAGGACAUGGUUGGUAGCAUGUUUCCCUGCAGGAAUUUUUUCGCUUAGUCCAUCAGUGAUGAUGGAUAUGUAUGUAGAUGUAUGAAGCACAAAGCACGCAAGGAAUUUAUAAUUGGGAGACUUGACAUUAACCACACGUUCCAUAAAAUAUCUUUGUUCCGUAUCCACGUGAAUUCAAUCAAACUUCUGAAUGCAAUGCUGAGAUGAUUCAAAUGUCGUACA